UAUUGGUAACCGUUGUGUCAACAGAAAAAGUAUAAAUGUUUACAAAUGGCAUCUGGCGACAAAUUCAAAGUCGUGAAUUGGAUUUGCGUUAAACACAAUUUUAAUUAUUAUAUUAGUGUUUUUAACACAGUUUAGUGAUGGGUAACUGUUGGGCGAUAUUUCGUCGUCGUAGAUUACGUCGUCAUAUAGUUUUAAUACUUAUUGGUUUGGACAACGCGGGUAAAACUAAAACAGUGAAUAAUUUAGCCGGAGAAAAGGAUGAUAAAGUUUUGCCUACGGUUGGUUUUAAAGCUGUUAAUCUAAUACAUAAAGAUACACCUGUGACGAUAUACGAUUUAGGCGGCGGGCCGCAGUUUCGUCAAAUAUGGAGUCAAUAUUACAGCGAAGUGCACGGAAUCAUUUUUGUUAUCGACUCGAGUGAUUUUCAACGGUUAGAAGAAUGCAAAGCGGUGCUCGAAGAAGUAUUAUCACACGAUCGAAUAUCAGGUAAGCCAGUACUGGUACUGGCCAACAAACAGGAUAAAGACGGCGCUCUUGACGACAUCGAUGUUGUGGAGAAACUCAACAUUGAACCACUCGUCAACAAGUACAGAUGUCCGACAUUGGUAGAAUCCUACACAGCUUAUUUAACAGAUACAAAAUCUAAUAAACCUAAAAUCGAUCCCGGUUUACGUAAAGGCUACCAUUGGCUCCUAAACUAUAUCGUCCGUAGAUACGGCGAUAUAAAUUUACGUGUACAAACAGACAUACAUGCGGACUUAGAGAGACGUAAACGAUUACUAAACAGGGCUGCCAAUCGAACUUCCCAGACGUUUACAGCUGAAAGUGAUGAUGUAGCGACGCAAACAGGUUUUGAAAACCCUAAUUUCGAUCCACAUAAUACUGUUGAUAGAGAGAAAGAUCUAGAAAGGGGUGUUAUUGUUGUUAAGCCGAUUGGAGUUAAACCGAACAGUUUAGAUACAACAAUAACUAUAGAAAGUGUUGAAGAUACGGAUACAAGUGGUAAACCGAAGUUAUCUCCAUUAUUCGGACGUAGUAAUAGUACGGUUAAUGAGGCUGUCAGAAUAGAAUUAGAGCCGAGAAAUGAAUUCAGGAAAUUGUCACCGAUUGUACGAAAGAACGCUGGGUCGCAGCCGUUCGAUUUUAAGAAUAGACCCCAUUCUAGUCCGACGACGAAGAAAAUCAAGGAUAGUCAAAGUACAGUAUCAAAUUCAUUUAUCCAAGAGGAUGAUGUUAAAGAAGAUUUGGACCCCAAGUUCUCUGGUGGCAGUAAAACUUGGGAUGCUGGACUGAAGCACCGCGUAUUCGUCAAAGAUGUAGAACUAUCACAGAUGCAUCGAGAAAUUGUGCUGACUGAGAGAGAAGGUCAGGUGAAAACCGCGUCAUCAGAUAUCGUAACAGCAGCGACGUUACCACUCAGUGCUAGACCAGCUUCAGCCUCGCAGUUAGUGCGCAAACAGCUGGAGAUCUGCGCACAGCAAAAACGACGGCUCAGUCUUAGAUAUAUGCAACGUAACAAGACAAGUCCCGAGCGUAUGGCGGCGAUGUUGUACGAACCUAAGUCUCAAAGACAUCUCGAUAAAGGGGACUUCCAGCAACCAACAAUUAUUAACUAAAUAUGAUGUCGGUGUUGCAAUAAGAGAAGAAAAGGUUAAGAGAAUAUUGAUUGAAAUAUUUUCAGUAUAUUAGUUAAAACUGUAAAAAAAUAAGAUUUUAUUUCUA
Molecule: messenger RNA, 1722 nt
Organism: Papilio polytes (common Mormon)
Lineage: Eukaryota; Metazoa; Arthropoda; Insecta; Lepidoptera; Papilionidae
Product: ADP-ribosylation factor-like protein 13B
Exons: 7
Coding region: 138-1616 (492 amino acids)
Biological process (GO): receptor localization to non-motile cilium; non-motile cilium assembly
Cellular component (GO): ciliary membrane; non-motile cilium
Molecular function (GO): GTPase activity; GTP binding
Source: RefSeq, a predicted model, not a curated record